Messenger RNA from Nicotiana tabacum (common tobacco), 1063 nucleotides. Lineage: Eukaryota; Viridiplantae; Streptophyta; Magnoliopsida; Solanales; Solanaceae. The record is from RefSeq and is a predicted model, not a curated record.
UUAAACAGUAACUAUGAAUAUCAUCAAAUCAUCCACUUCUUCUUCAACUAACAAAAGCACAAAACCAAGAAAGAAUGCUGGCAGCAGUGUAAGUAGUACUCAAAGUGGCAAACAAAAUGCAGAGGAGCAACAGAACAAUUGCAGAUAUUUAGGUGUGAGAAGAAGGCCAUGGGGUAGAUAUGCUGCGGAGAUAAGAGAUCCGAAUACGAAAGAAAGGCAUUGGCUGGGAACAUUUGACACUGCGGAGGAAGCUGCUUUGGCCUAUGAUAGAGCUGCGCGUUCUAUGCGUAGUAACAACAACAAAUCUAACAAACCCAUUCGCACCAACUUUGUCUAUUCCGACAUGCCACAUGGUUCUUCUGUCACUUGUAUGAUUUCCCCUGAUGAGGAAUAUCAUCACCAAUUUGAACUUCAUCAACAACAACAACAACAAUUCUUUAAUCAGGCUGAUCAGUAUGCAGCUCCUACUGUGAAUUACACAGACUUCAGUCACUUCUCAAUCAGUAACAUGAAUAAUAAUAAUAGUAAUGGCGAUGGUGGUGGUGAAGAUUUUGCAUUACAACAGUUCUAUAACUCCAACUACAAUGUGCAUAUGGAAGACGGUUACAGGAACAAUAGUAAUAACACAACAUCAAUAGAAUUGCCACCAUUGCCGGAGGAUAUAACAAGCAGCGGCAACUGCUACUACUUCAGUGAGGAAGUUGAUCAAGACACUCAAUUUUCAGCUACAACAGCAAUAUCAUCAGUUUCAAAUGUGGGAUAUUAUAGCAGCAGAAGUAGUCUUUUGAAUGAAAUGCUGCCGAUGGAUUUUCGUGCAAAUGAUGAACAAUUAGACAGUGGUGCCAACAUCAUAGAAGAAGCAGCAUCGUAUGAAUAUCAAUUUGGAGGAGGAAAUACUGUCACUACAACAAAUAAUACAACAUCUGUGACUGGGAGUUGUAAUAAUAAUAAUAACUAUUUCGGUUUUGAUGAUUGGUUGCAGCCACAACAACCACUGCAAUAUUGCAGCAGUAACAUUAUGCAAAAUGAAUCCAACAACAAUUUGGGUUGUUGGUUCUCAUAA